Messenger RNA from Alternaria hordeiaustralica, 303 nucleotides. RefSeq lists its product as uncharacterized. The coding region runs from base 1 to 303 and encodes 100 amino acids. Lineage: Eukaryota; Fungi; Ascomycota; Dothideomycetes; Pleosporales; Pleosporaceae. The transcript has 2 exons. The record is from RefSeq and is a predicted model, not a curated record.
AUGUUGCAUACUGCCAAAGACCUCUGCCGCAGAAGGUUCAAGAAGCAGAUACCCAACAUUCUUGAAUUUGAGAAUUGGCUCAAUGGAAAAGGCAAGGAAGGACUUAAAAAGGCUAUGGCGGCAUGCGACAAAGUACAUAAGAUGACAAGGCAAGCAAUCAGUCGGAGAAAGUGCGACUGGAGGAAGGAUGCUGUGCUACGCCUGUGGGGGAAGGAUGUGGAUGGGGUUUGUGUUGAGGAAGAGGCCGAAGACGACAUGAAGCCGGACAAGAUCAAACGACGAGACUCAAAGUUACUGGAGUAG